UUAUCGAUGCAAGAUGAAUACCUGUGUCCUGUGGUUAAUGAAACGUGGAAAAGUCACCAGGAAUCUAUACUAGAAAACUUCAAAGACAACCCUUUACACCUACUGGGAGAUGGGCGAUGUGACAGCCCUGGAUAUUCCGCUAAAUAUUGUACAUAUACUCUAGUGGGGCAAGAUACAGGGCUUAUUGUUGAUUUUCAGUUGGUGCAGGUCAGCGAAGUUUCCAAUUCUGUUGGGAUGGAAAAAGAGGGGUUUCUACGAUCAGUCAAUGAGCUAGUAACUAAAGGCUUAACUGUGGCUCAAAUUGCUACUGAUAGACACCUGCAGAUAACAUCUGUCAUGAAAAAGCAGUUCCCUGAUAUAGAUCAUCAGUAUGAUGUUUGGCACGUUUCAAAAAGUGUUAUCAAAAAGUUAACCCAACUGGGUAAAGCAAAGGGCUGUAGUAACCUUCUUCCACGGAUAAGAUCUGUGGCAAAUCACUUGUGGUGGUCAUCAAAAUCAUGUAAUGGACAAGCUGAAAAUCUAAGAGAGAAAUGGAUUUCUAUUAUUUACCAUACCAUCAAUGUCCAUUCAUGGGAGAAUGCUGCAUCUUUUGGCAAGUGUGAACACAACGAAUUGUCACUUGAAGAGAGCCAACGAAAGCAGUGGUUAAAGAAAUGUUCUCCUGCACAUGAUGCACUGAAGUCGGUAGUCCUAAACAAGAAGCUUUUGAAAGACCUUGACAAGCUAACGGACUUCAGCUACACUGGUAAUUUGGAAGUUUACCAUGCUCUUCUCACUAAAUAUUGUUCUAAGAGGCAACGUUUCAGCUACAAGGGGAUGCUUGCAAGAACACAGCUGGCUGCACUUGAUCGUAACCACAACACAGGAAGAAGGCAAGCUACCACUAGCAGUGCAGAAGUGAGAUACAAGGUGGUUUUUCCCAAACCUACCAAGAUCUGGUUUGCAAAGCCCAUCACUGAAUCAAAGAGCUAUGGCUAUCUGCAGGGAAUCCUUAAAGCAGUUCUAAAUAAACGGCAGCUGAAUCCACAACCUCUUCGAAAACACAAAGCCAGACAACCUCCAGUGAUUUUACCAGCCAACAUUGCCACCUGUGAAAGACCACUCAAGGAAACUGUUGUUAGUGCUCGUAAAACAAGAUUUACAUAGAACAUACAACUAUGACAUAU
This is a messenger RNA of Corticium candelabrum, 1166 nucleotides long. RefSeq lists its product as uncharacterized. Lineage: Eukaryota; Metazoa; Porifera; Homoscleromorpha; Homosclerophorida; Plakinidae. The record is from RefSeq and is a predicted model, not a curated record. Bases 7 to 1146 code for a protein of 379 amino acids. The transcript has a single exon.